This is a messenger RNA of Zophobas morio, 2451 nucleotides long. RefSeq names its product TOM1-like protein 2. Gene Ontology annotation, cellular component: endosome; membrane. Gene Ontology annotation, biological process: signal transduction. Gene Ontology annotation, molecular function: clathrin binding; ubiquitin binding; phosphatidylinositol binding. The coding region runs from base 157 to 1599 and encodes 480 amino acids. Lineage: Eukaryota; Metazoa; Arthropoda; Insecta; Coleoptera; Tenebrionidae. The record is from RefSeq and is a predicted model, not a curated record. The transcript is spliced from 9 exons.
AGUAAAUUAUUAUUCUGGGACGCGCCGUUUUUAUGAACACAGUUCUGGCGACGACGCAGUAGUGUUUUGUUAUUUUGACAGGUGACAGUGACAGUUAGUACAAGUCAAGUGACAACAAGAGAGUGCAAUCAAACGAUUUGUUAUAAAAAUUAAAUAAUGUCGUUUUUUGGAAAUGCUUUAGGUGGAAAUCCUUUUUCCACUCAAGUAGGUUCGAGAAUAGAACAAGCCACAGAUGGCACAUUGGCUUCAGAAAACUGGAGCCUGAAUAUGGAAAUAUGCGAUCUAGUAAACGAAACAGAAGAUGGUCCGAGGGACGCCGUGAAAGCCAUUAGAAAGCGCCUUGCCCAAAACGCAGGAAAAAAUUACACAGUCGUUAUGUACACGUUAACCGUUUUAGAAACCUGUGUAAAGAAUUGUGGAAAGAAGUUCCACGUUUUAAUCUGCAACAAGGACUUCGUUUUAGAAUUGGUGAAGUUAAUCGGCCCUAAAAACGACCCACCUACAGCUGUCCAGGAAAAGGUAUUGAGUUUAAUUCAGUCUUGGGCAGACGCUUUCAGAAACCUGCCGGAGAUGUCCGGAGUGGUUUCUGUGUAUCAAGAUCUUCUAGCUAAAGGAAUAGAGUUUCCUGCUACAGAUCUUGAUUCUAUGGCUCCAAUUCACACUCCGCAGAGAGUAGGCAGCGUGGAGUCUGAAAUUCCUGUAGAAACUCCCGUCUCCCAACAUUCAUCACCUACUCCCCAUGUUGCUAGUCCGACUGGAUAUUUGACGGCCGAACAAAGGGCUAAAUUACAGUCUGAACUGGAUGUUGUUCAGAGUAAUAUGAAUGUUUUAGGGGAAAUGUUAAGUGAGAUGAAACCUGGACAGGAACAACCGGACGAAUUGGAAUUGUUACAAGAAUUACACGUAACUUGUCAAAGUAUGCAGGAGAGGUUGGUUGAACUAAUAAGUAAAUUAUCCAACGACGAAAUGACAGCGGAAUUAUUGCGCAUUAAUGACGAUUUAAACAAUUUGUUUCUACGAUAUAGUCGUUGGGAGAAAAACAGGGACAGCGGUAAACAUUCUGCCUCUGCAGUUUUGGCUAAAGCCAUUCCUCCUACAACAAAACCACCACUAGAGCAAGAAGACAGUCUCAUAGAUUUCGGAGACGAUUUGCCCGAACAGCUCAACAAAUUAAGUACUGGUAAUAGUGCCUCAACUCAGUUAUCCGCCAUCGAAAGUGUGAAUGCUAAAAACGCAUCGAGCAAAGGCGAUGAUGAAUUCGACAUGUUUGCUCAGUCAAGAAAUGCGUCUUAUGAAAAUUCUAAAAAUAGCGGCAGUUCAUAUAAGGAUAAUUUAGAACCGGAUCAGAUUUCGGGAGGUUUAAGCACGGUCACUCAGGGAAAACAAAACAGUCCACCAGAUCUUGAGUUUGACGAAAUGGCACAGUGGCUUGGUCAGACAACAGGGGGAGAAGAAUCGGUAACAAGUAGCGAAUUUGAGCGCUUCUUAGCCGAAAGGGCGGCAGCUGCGGAGCAGUUGCCAACUGUUACAGGUAGUACCAACAGCACCAAUUCACGAAAUAAUCCCGCAAAGGACGAAAAGAGCCUGUUUGCUUUAUAAGUUGUUUAUUUUAUUCGAAUGUAAGUAUUAUUAAGAGUUACUCCAUGAACUUUUACAUUCUUCCUUUAAAGACCAAUUUUAUUCUUUGAGUGUAUUUUUAUUUGUUGUUUAUGUGGUUCAGUAUCAAUUCGUCAUGGAGUUUUUGAGUGAAUUCUAUAUCGUUAGUCUUGAUAGAUAUUUAUACGCAAAUAUCAUUACACCUGUACUUAUAAGUACUAAUUUUAAUGUAUAUAAAAUAUAUCUUUAAUUUCAUACAAAAAUAUCAGAGUUUUGCGAUUUUUGUAAAUCUUUCAUUUUUAUGAAUGAGUGAAGAAAGUGACGUAUCAGUAAGUGGUUACAACUGUAAAUUAAAAAUGUAAAUAAAGUAAUUUAAUGAUUAUUUAAACAAUCAGUUUUUUGUAUUUAUUGAAGAGUAUCAGGUAUUUAAGUUGUUCUUUUGGCGAUAUGAAUCUCAUAGUAAUUAUAGAAUGUAGGGCAUAUUCGUAGCAUUUUUAUAAUAUUUGUAGUUGUGUACCAAAGAUUUUCUUUAAUUUUAACCAGUGUACGUUUGUGUUGUUUUUUUUCCCGUUAUAUAAACUUAAUGUUAAAAUUGAUAACAGAAAAACAUAAACGCAGGAUUCUAUAUCAAAUGCAAAACUAGUGCAAUGCAUCUCAUACGCUUGCUGCUGUAGAAUGCGAUUUAGUUGCGCGUUAUUUGGUUAAAAGGUGACCAUCAGUCCUUUAAUCAAAUAAUGUUGAUCAGCGCGCCGUUAUUUUUUUAUUUACAAAGUUAUAUAAUAAAUGAUUUAUAAGUUGUUAUGUAUUUAUGAUUUUAAUAUGUAUAUUUUGAAAUAAAUGACGUGUUAAUGUAAA